AUGCUCUGGGCACAGGAGGUCCGAAAGGUCAAUACCGACAUCCUCGGACAGAUGCAGCUGAAAGAUUUGUUCAAGGAAUACGUGGAGGACUACAACACGGCCACCAUGCCUUCGAAAAAGUACUACAAUAUCCAGGUAUUCGAGCAGCAAAUGUCCAACAAGCGGCGGAAGAAGAAAGCAGAAACGGUCAUUGAUACUGCACUUCAAAGCUCUUUGGCGUCCUUCGAUGACGAAAAGGCCCGACGAGACGAAGUCCUUGCCUUACGUGCCAAGAAACAGGAGAAUCAGAUUUCCUCGGAGGUGCAGCGCCUGCGAAUGAACAAAGAGAAGGCGGAGGACAUGAAGCACCAGGCCAUGCUGAAGACCCAACAAUCGAUGCUCAGUAAGGCUGGCCAGGUGGAGGCUGCUGGGAAGAUUAGCGAAAGGCUCAACCCAAACAAGGUGGACUAUGCGGAACGUCGGGCCAAGAAGUUGGAUGGUCCGGUGGGCUUCCAACCUGAAGGUCCCAUGACAGACAUGGAGCAAGAAGAGGAACUGUUGGACGCUCAGGAGAUCAAAGAAAGCAUCAGCGAUGUGAGCACCGACGCCAGCCUGUCCCGACACUCUCUGUCAGAGGAUGAUGGAUUGGAGGCAAGCUCGCCAGUUGAGAAGCCGUCCUGGGGGCUGUGGUGCUUCCACCUUGUCUUGUACUACAGCUGCGUGCUCCUCACUGCUGUGGUGCUAUCCAUCCGAAGCAUCCUGGAAAGGUUGGUGGCUGGGAAGCCUGCCACGCAAAAACUUGAGAGGCCAAAAGCCAAGCUCUCCUGGGACAUGUUGACUUCGGCAGAUGAUCCAGCAAAACUGGUUCGCGAGGUGCUGCCAAUCCCGCCGGACUUUCCCGUGCCGAAGGACCCAAAGGAGGACUUCACCGUGACCUUCGGACCCUGCGCCAACCUCAUGAUCUACACAGGAGGCGUCGCCUGCUGCCUACAGCGCUGCCCUAAUUUCGCCGAUGUCAAGCCAAAGCUACGCUUUCGCGGAAACUCCAGCGGCGCCUUCAUCGCGGCGACCAUGGCGGCGGAGAUUGAAAUCAUGCAACUCUUGCCGGAGAUGCUGAGUUGGACGGAGCGCUUUCGCAACCGUUUGUGGGGAAUCGUCGGCGCCUGCUCAGCCAGCAUAACAGAGAUCGU
This is a messenger RNA of Cladocopium goreaui, 1169 nucleotides long. The record is from the annotation of a GenBank genome assembly. NCBI's taxonomy places the organism in Eukaryota, Dinophyceae, Suessiales, Symbiodiniaceae.